CCGCCUAUUCUUGACUUACCAUGAUGCCUCUUAUCGUUGGUCAAGAUAAAUUGUCACCCGACAUGCUGUCGCCACAAACUUUUGUAUUUCCUUUCUAUGGCAACGCGUAACACAGCCAAGGAUCAUCUGUCAACACUCCCUAGCGAUAUACAACACAUAGUUUUCAGUCAUUUGACUUUUAAGGAACGAUGGCAUUAUGCCUCUGUAUGCAACGAUUGGCGCUCUGCGAUUUUGGAAUGGCAGGGCAUGUGGGAAAGUUUGUCAAUGGACGAUGGGCACAACAUCGUACCUGACCUCCUCCCGUAUCGAUCGUGCAUCCGUGGAUCUGUUGUAAAACAAAUACGCGUGCAAGCCAGCUAUGACAGAGAUCAUUCGACAGCUGUAAUUAAUUUCUUAACCGAUCUGAAAUGCGACGCGAUUGAAGAAGUUAAAAUAUGCUCCAGCCUUGUAAAACAGUCAGAUUUCCUAAAGUUAAUUGGUAUAUGUGGCAGCACACUUACCCGCGUUUCUAUCGCACACGACGAAGAGGACCAGACCAAUACUACCCCUGACAUGAUACUGUGUUAUUGCCCGAACCUUCGCCAUCUGUCCUACUAUGGUUUCGUAUAUGGCGGUGAACAAAAUAAACCACAGUUGGCGCCAUCGUUCAAACACCAGCAUCUCGUGGACUUGAGUUUAGAGUUUUGUAACAUUGAUAAGGAAGGCAGCUUUGAUCCGUUACCGUUCCUGAGAACAGCAACAAAUCUCCAGCGACUCUCCUUGUGCCUGUGUAAUAUCGUAGCAACUGGCCAUUCGCUUCCGUCGCUUUUACGUGAGCAUUGUCCAAAACUUGUAUCUCUUUUCCUCGCCGGUUAUGAGGAUGGUGGAACACUCGACCAGGCAGCAUACGACCAGUGCGAAUGGAAGUCGAAAACAGUGAAAAACCUCUCAACUACCAAACCUAUAUCUUCUUCUUUGGAGCGACUUGCUUUGCACGAUUCGCAAGAUUUCUAUAAUGGAUCGCAAGACCUUCUUUGUGCGAUUGCAAGAGAUUACCGAGAAAGCUUAAAGUUUUUAGAUCUUAAAGGAGCCACACUCACAUCUGAAAGUGUUUUCGGACGAUUAUCAGUACUCGUUUUCCCUUCCCUUGAACGCCUCGAUCUCAGCCAUAUCGACAACGAACCAAACCUUACGCAUCUUUGUCUUCAUGAUAAACACGAUUGCAUUGACGAUACAGUAUUGGAAGCCAUUGGUAUUGGCGCCAAAUCUUUGGAAACACUAGAGCUCAACUCCUGUGUAAGCAUCACUGCUGAUGCGCUAGCAAAGCUCUUGACGGUGUUAUUAGCGACAACAAAUCAGCAGACGGCACCACUACUACGUUCAAUAAAGUUCAACCAGGCCCCAGCAGCUGUGACACCUCAAGUCUUGGACGUGAUCGCUGAAAAGUCGAUGAACUCGAAUUCGACACAUGCAUCGAUGCCGGUCGUCUUAAAAGGAAACGGCGGUAUAAUGGAUCCGUUUCAGAUUUGCAGCUGAAAUAGAUCAUUCAGACAAAAGCGAUACUGCUCUGGAACAGAUUUUGGAAAAACUUGACCAAAAAGCCA
Messenger RNA from Zychaea mexicana, 1583 nucleotides. RefSeq lists its product as uncharacterized. The record is from RefSeq and is a predicted model, not a curated record. Gene Ontology annotation, cellular component: SCF ubiquitin ligase complex. Gene Ontology annotation, molecular function: protein binding. Bases 97 to 1515 code for a protein of 472 amino acids. Gene Ontology annotation, biological process: SCF-dependent proteasomal ubiquitin-dependent protein catabolic process. Lineage: Eukaryota; Fungi; Mucoromycota; Mucoromycetes; Mucorales; Lichtheimiaceae. The transcript has 2 exons.